UGCUGGAUGGGAGUGCUUCGGUGACAUGUGCUUGCUUUUGGGAAAACCAGUAGUCUUCAGAUUAGGACUAGGAAUAAUUAUCAUGUUUAUUUUGUGUUUACCUGAAUUUUUCAAAAUCCAUGAAGCUAACACCGUAAUGGUGUCCUGCAUGGAUACCUGUUCAUCAAGUAACACCACUUUUCCACUUUGUACUUUUAACAAUUCUUACAAAAGAUCAGUGCAACAAAGAAGAGAAACCCAGACUAUUUUGCUGAAGGUCAUUAUAAAUGAUUCCAAUUUCCAAAAUAUUCCGUGUAUUUGCCAGUUGUCCUGGAGGGAACAACAGUCCCACCCUAAACAGACAGAAUGUGAAUCCAAGAGGGAUGUGAAUGUUGAUCAUCAAGGAUCAGGGUCAAUAGCUAAAAGAACAAAAGGCUCGCUUGAAGUGAAAACAGAAAAUGUUACUUAUUUUUAUAAAUAUUUUAAUUUCACCACGGUUUCCAAGAAAGAAGUGAAGCAUAAUAUGAACUACCUGAUGGAAAUCCACAUCAACAAUUCUAUAGUCGGAGGACAAAAUGCAGCCAACAAACAACUAAAUCAUUCUUGUCUCUUGGCAAUGAUGGAAGACCAAAAUGACUGUAUAAAUAUUUCAUUGCAACUGAAGUCUUAUAUGGAAUAUCCAAUGUGUAUGACGAAGAUCAUUUGGCUCACUAUGAUUCCAGUAGUUUUUGUAUUUACUGUUUCAAUCGUCAUCUACAAAAUAGUCCAAGAAAAUAAACGGAACUCACAUUAUAAACAAAGAGUAGCAACAUCAAUUUCUACUGUUGUAAGAAGAAAGAGUUCCAGACAUGCAAGAAGAACUGUAUCUGCUAAUAAAAUUCAUCCUUUUCCUGUAGUGAAAACCAGCAAACAACAGGUCCCACUUCCUGCACAGACCACAAAGAUACUGCCUGUAAUUCCUGAACAAGAGCAUUGUCAUGUGGAUCAACUGUAGAAGCAAGGCACCCACACAAACAACAGAAGAUAGGAAUUAUGCAGAGAAAACAGAAAAACUCAUAAGACAUUCUAGCAAAGGCACGUAAUGAGUGAGCUCAGGAGUGAGAAGAUUACAGUUAAGCUGCUUUCAUGCAGGUAUUUCAGAAGAACACUAGGUGUGAUUUUAAAUUGCUGAGAUCCUUCCAAUUAUCCUUUUGACAGUUUUUCUGAAAAGCAUAAUUUCAGUGCUCUGAAGUGAUAGUACUGUCGUUAAAGUUAUUAUAAAAUUUGGUGUGAAGCUGCUGAAGGGAGAAGUUCCUACUAGCACUGGCCUCCUGGCUUUGAGGGUUGGCCAUUUCUGUAAGACUUCAUUUUUUACACCGUAAUUCCUGUUGAUAACUAUGAUUUUAUGAUUUACACUCUCAGGCAGCUUUAAAUUGUUUUCAGAACUGUAUGCACUCAAUUAGGUAUUUAUUUUUUAAAUAUCAUGAAAAGUAAUUCCUCCUGUUUCUGCUUCCGUAAGAGAUUCUAGUCUUAAUUGCACAUUAAAAUGACAGCUCCUCUCAGCACAGAAGAGCUCACAGAACCAGAUUGCUGAGCACAUUCCAGGGUACUUGGCACAAUUACUGGGUCCUGCACUAAAUGCAUGCCAGGCUGUGUUUCUCUCCAAAGGAGACACCAAGGGUUUCCAAGGGAAGCACUCCUGCUUGCUGGCAGAACUGGAGGACUAUAAGGGGCACUGUGCAGGCUGUUUAAACCCACUGCUCCAUUAGCUGGCAUCAAUUUUUGAUGCAGUCUAUCCUGCCUACACUUGUCAUUUUCUAGCUCACUUCGGCUGCUGCUGCCUCCAGUAAGAUUUCACAGCCAAGGAACACUUCUGAACCCAGUUCCUACCAUGUAAAAGAAAAUGUAGACAGAUGUUGUAAUCAGGCCUGCAGCUAUGGGAACUACCAGAAUGGGUGACAAGCUAUAUUUGCUUUUUCACUCAGUGUGCAAGUUAGAAGUACAGAAAUCCUGUACUUCCACUCCACCUCCCUCUUCUCCUCCCUCAGCAUUUUAUAGUUCCCUAAAAAGUAAGACAAGCUUGAUUGGAAUCUGUGAGCUCUGGGAGCUGGAAUCCAAAUUCAAAAGUGUCAUCGAUGGUUAGUGAGAAGCAGUUCACUUGUGAAUGUGGAAAAAGCUGCUUUCAUUUCAUUCUUUCCAAAUUUGUCCUGCCAUGUAGCGGUAUAGAAUGGGAAAUGCAGCUGGGCACAGAGGAGCACUUCAGCUAGGUGGAUGUGGUGAAUGUUUCUGGCUCUGCUCACCCUUCCAUUGCCAGCUUCCCUGGAAGCGGGUAAGGCCUGGUGUGCCUUGCUCAGGUUCCUCUAUCCCACUCUCAUGGGGCAGGUACCUGGGGCACUACUCAGUUGCCAGGUAUCAGUCUCAGUCUUUUGCUCCAAUCUGAUGUGAAUCACCUAUUUUGUCUGCCUUUUAGUUACAAUGUUGUUUUCUUUUGUAAUAAAGAGAAGAAUUCAUUAUUGUUAAAGUCAAAAUGAUGACAUUUGAGAUAAAUUAGAGAAGACUUACCCUCCUCUUUAUUUUUUUCCUGAUACUAUUUUCUUUAGUUUCAGGUGUCACCCUAUGAAAUACCACCACUUCCAGAUGAAAGAAGACACAUCAUACACCACAGAAGAAAGCAUCCCCAUUUCCAGCUUGGGAGGCCAUGUUAUCCAUCUUUUCAUGGGAAUGACAAUUACGCAUUUUAGUUGACAAGUUCCGUUUUUUCCAUCAUAAUUACUUUGUGUUAAGAAAAUAGGAAUGAUGGACAAACAUGUUUUGCUGCAUAAACAACUUUGAUAGCAGAGUAUAGAUUUCACAUCUAUUUUCUGUUCAUUCAGGAUUCAUACUUAGUUACAUGGUUGUGAGGUAAUUCUUGUGAUAAUUACAUAUUUUUAUCAGGGCAGAAAUUUAUUCUAUAUAUUCCAUAGCAUAAGAAGUAUUUUUAAAGCUAGGUAUUAUCCUCUACUUUCAUGAAAUGAGCACAAUUUUCAACCUUCUUAAUGCUCUAGAUGACUAAGAUGCCUAAAAGAUACAGUUUCUGGCUGUUGAGAAGGGUGGCCAAAGUAUUACAGAAGGAAAGAAUUCUGCGAGCAAGCAUGUUAGUUUCUGCAGUAAACCAGGAAGACCAUCAUAAUUUGUGCAAUAUCUUAGUGGAUAAAGGAAAAAAUGUGGAAAAAUUCUAAUUUGGCUUCAAAUCACAAAAUCGUUAUGAUAGAUUUUUGAUAACUCAUCAAGACAUUAAAUGGGUUUGUACUUUUUGAGAAAUUGCAUUUCCAUCUUUUGUUCCAGCUUGGAUCAUCAGCAUUCCAACCCAUUAUCUCUUGGAACUUUUCCUGACUUUCCAUUUACUACUGCUCCUCUGAGUGCAGUGGAGCUGUUUGGGCUGAGCAGGGUCCCAUACUCCUUUGGUGCUAACAAAUGAUUUGUAGGUACAGCUUAGCCAUCAGUUACUAGGCAGAGACAGAAAUUGCCAGGACUUCAGGCUCCCUUGUGCUAAAUCCAUCAGGAUGAACAGAUUGUAAACUGCCCAUUGCAAACACGAUAGGCAGCAAUUUAGCAUCCAGUUAAUACUUCAUUACCUCCAUUCCUUACAUUUAUACAGCCUCUCCCUCCUGACGCUGAAAUUGAAUUUUCCAGUCUACACUGAGCAGUUCAGAUUUAACAGAAAUAGUUUUGAACAUUAACUUCUGAAUGAUUUGAGGGCAUAUGGAUUUUUUAUAUUUUGUUGGGUAAGUCUGAAGCAUUUGUUUCUAUUAUUUUUUGGUUUACCAUCUUAUUAAAAAAAUAAGAGAAAAAGGCUUUCUUGAUUUGGGGGCUUUUUGUUGUUUGUUUGUGGUCAUAAGAAAGCUUCUCAGAAGCAGAGUUUUUCAGAAGUAGAGCUUUUAAUAAGCUUUUCAGAAGAAGAGUUUUUAAUACAGUUUAUAAAGUAAAGCUCUUACAAUUUGCUUCUUGGUUGCUUUUUCUUCUUAUUGUAGAGAGCAACUUACAGAAAAAGAGACAUAUUUGUCUCAAUUCACUACAGAGCUGCUAGGGCCGUUUUGGUCAGUGUUUAAAUGAUUCAAGUGUUUCAAGCUAUCUAUCAUUUUUCCCCUUCAGUUCUAGAGAUCUUGAUAGGAGCAGCCCUGCUUCUUGUGACCCCAACUUAAUUUUCUUUCUCCUGUAAUUUAAUUCUAUUAUUAUUCUUGCUGCCUAUAACCUACCUCUUUUCCUUAGACAAAUAAACUGUGAUUUGUUAUUUUAUUACCCAUAGUUAUCCCACAGCUCUUCAAGUAUUUGGUUUUACUACCCUGGAAGGUUCCAUCUUCCAAGUUACCUUUAAGAGCACCAUGAACAAGAAAACCCAAAAGGCUCUUUCAAGCUUUUCUUGUCUGCUGAGUAAAGCUUACCUUGUCUUCUAACUAUGAUCCAAAGUACAGGAAAUAAUGGAAGAAUGGGGACAUUGGUAAGGAUGGUAACAAAAAAUGCGAUUCUGAAGUAAUUCUAGUUGAGAAGGAUUUCAGGUGGUUGCUGGUCCAACCUCCUUACACUUGAGGAGGGACUGAAAACAACUGUUUAGUCUUGCCAUUUUCUCCUGAGGUUUGGUUUCUCUCCUCUCACAUCCUUUUAACUCCUUGUCCUCAUCUCUGGCUUUGUCAGAACUGAACAUGUCAGAAGAGAGAGGAUGUUCUGGUGCAGCCUCUCGUGCACAAGAUGCUGGGCAGGAGGGAAGAAUCUCAGAAACCAGCAAGAGAAAAGAGACAUGAAGGUGGAGAAGGGGGGUGUGUGUGUGUGAACAGAACUGGUGGGGAAGGUGGAACUGAUGGGGAGAGAAUGUGCAAAAUGGACAUGAGACUGAACUGGCAAAGGGAACUGGAGGGAAGGCAGAGACCAUCUUGAAUGCCAGCACCAGAUAAGCUGCUGAUACAGUCUCUGAGAUCUCAAAGGGCUGGAAGAGCAGGGCUGCAUUUUCUCAAAUCUAUUAAAUGGAUUGAGGGGCUUCUUAAGAUGUUUAAAAAUUACUUGAAUUACCUGGCGUUCUGGGUAGGUCCUCAAAAGGCUGUAAUGGAAGGCUGUGAAGAGGAGAUCAAAGUGGGGAGACUGCUAAAGAGUUGUUAGCAAAUGUGUGCGCAGGGACUUUUGCAGGGCAGCCAAUAGAGGGAGAAUGAGCACUGCGGAUCCACAGUGAUCAAAUUAACUGUUCUUUCCUAUUCUUUUCUUCUUCCUAUUUCCUUUCUGUUUAUUCCUUUGAGCUCUUCCUCUUUUGAUGUACCACCUCUGACUACCUUUCAGUUCAUGCAGAUUUUCAUUUUACUUCAGAAGUGCAUUAUUCCUGUUCUGCUGAGCUAAUCAGAUGUCAUCUCUUCUUUAUUCUGAAAAAUGCUGAAAAAUGUUUUUACAGAGGCCUUUCUCUAAUCCAACCUUGCAAAUGGUUCUUAUUUCCAGAAAGCACAUUCUUUUGUUUUUUUCUCUUGAAAAUAAUUUCCAUCUCCCAUCUUUUUAAUACAGCUGAAUUUUUGAAAUUUCAUUUUCAAUUUUUAAUUCUAAAACUGCACACUGUCAUCAAUAUGAAUGCUGAAGUAGGACACAGCAUGGAAAAUGUAUAAGUUGACCUGAGACAGAAUAAAGUGUUUAAAGUCCAGAGGGCUUUCCAGUCCAACUCUAAAAACUCCAAAGUAGGUCAGACUGGCUGAUGGCAUCAUGUUAAACCUUACUCUGAGAUGGUUUUCAAAAGAGCUCAGGAAAGUCCUUUUCCACGCUCUAAAUUCUUCUGAGACUAGCAGAAAGGAUGGGGCUGUCAUCUGAAAUAGAACUGGAAUGUCUCAAAGAUAAUCCUGUGAGCUGGGUGAAUGCUUGUAUGAUAAAAACACUUCUGUGAGCCAGAAAAAAAGGGGGAAACCUGCAUUUGUCAUUCAAAAUACUGUUGUGUUUCAGACUGCUUGAAAAUGUUAUGAAUCCUGACUGGUGAGUGACACUGGACAUUACUGGCGACACACAUCAUUAAAAAGCAUCCCAACUGGUAAUGACUGAGGCACAUUUUGGAGGAAGAUAUUAAAGGCUUCAGUGGGUGAUUUAAGCAGCAUGAUAAAAAGUGGAAGAGACAGUUCUUUUGUUCAGCUGUCUCUAGCAAUGGAAGCUGGAGUGUAGGAGGAACUCAUGGGGAAGAGAUGUUUACACAUGAAUAGACUAUACCCUAAAAAGCAGUAAACAACUUUCAGCUUGCUUUGGUUUGUUUACCCAAAAAAAAUCCCAAACCCAAGACAAAAAGAAGUCAAUAUCCUUAAUAUACAGUAAAUUACUUCUUUAACAGUCUAAUUCCAGCUUGUUCUUCAGGGAUGACCUGUAACUGUGGAUCAUCUGCAAGGCUGUAGGCAUGCAGACAUUAAGUUUCAUCCUGACAAAUUUGGAACUUAGUGCAUAAGUCUGCCCCCUUUGUUGCUGCAUAACAGGGUGGGUGUGUCAGAAGUGAAUGGAAUGCCAUGGAAAACACAUCUGCUCAAGAAAACAGGUAAUUUUCACAAGAACUUAAAACUUAGUAGUUUGCCAAGUGCCAAGGCUGAGUGUACUAACCUGGAAAAGGGCGGUGAUGAAAGAAAGAACACUCUCUCUAAAAUAAAAGUUUAAGGCAAUAUCUGUUUUUGUCAGUCUCCCAGUAAAAUUAUACUCAUCAUUCCAAAGGUAAAUAAAAAAAUCAGAAAAUAAAUUACUUCACUCAGAAUAUACUCCCAUCACAUUAUUCUGCAAGCCACUCCCUUUUAGUGUACUGUCACAGUUCAGUAUCUCAAAUGAUUUAUUUGACUGGUGGAAAAAUACAAAUCAGUGUAAACAAAAUAUUCUGGAUACAUCCACGCAGUACUUUUCUACUGAAAUAUUAUUUACUAAAGUUGAUUUAAAGAUAUGACAUUCAGUUUUCCUAGGACAAGAUGACUGAAUCUAAAAUCAGAUGGAAGUAUCCCUAUGCUUACAUACUGCCCUGUUCCCCUUCCUACAUUGUACAGAUGUAAAUACUUUGGUCUCCAUGUUACUUUUUAGAGCUUCUUUUACUUCAG
Messenger RNA from Motacilla alba alba, 7019 nucleotides. It is a transcript of the gene TMEM156, whose product is annotated as transmembrane protein 156. The record is from RefSeq and is a predicted model, not a curated record. The transcript is spliced from 8 exons. Lineage: Eukaryota; Metazoa; Chordata; Aves; Passeriformes; Motacillidae. The coding region runs from base 26 to 973 and encodes 315 amino acids.